This is a messenger RNA of Sturnus vulgaris (Common starling), 3171 nucleotides long. Lineage: Eukaryota; Metazoa; Chordata; Aves; Passeriformes; Sturnidae. The record is from RefSeq and is a predicted model, not a curated record.
AUGGCCGCCGCCGCUUUCCCUUUCGCGGCGCUGCCGCCACCGCCGCCUCCUCCUCCGCCGCCUCCGCCACCUCCGCAGCCGCAGCCGCCGGCGCAGCCGCCUCCGCCGCCACCUCCGCCUGCGCAGGCCCCGGGCGGCCCCGCGGCCCCGCAGCCCCCGGGCGGCCCCGCGGCCCCUCAGCCGCCUCCCGCCGCUCCUUACGGGCAGUUCCGCUUCCCGUCGCCGCCGCCCGGCCAUGACCCGCCCGCAGCCCCCGCGGGGGCUCCGCCGGCCGCCCCCGCCGCCCCCCCCCAGCCCGCGGGGGCUCCGCAGCAGCCGCGGCCCGAGGAGGGCGCGGGGGGCGCGGGCGCCGGCUCGGGAGAUGCGGGGGGACGGGCGGGAGCCGCGCACAAGCCCCGGAGGGCAGAUUUCCCGCGGAAGCGGAAGCGCAGCCGCUGGAACCAGGACUCGCUGGAGCAGAAGACGGUGAUCCCGGGGAUGCCCACGGUGAUCCCGCCCGGGCUGACCCGCGAGCAGGAGCGCGCCUACAUCGGUAACGGUUUGGGGGCAAAAAGAGCGCGUUUGGGAUUCCCCGAGCCCGGGUUUGGGGUCAGGACACGAGGUUUGGGUGACCCCCCCGCCCCCCGGAGCAGGUCCCCCUCCCCGGAGCCCAUCUACAACAGCGAGGGGAAGCGCCUGAACACGCGCGAGUUCCGCACGCGCAAGAAGCUGGAGGAGGAGAGGCACAACCUCAUCACCGAGAUGGUGGCCCUGAACCCCGACUUCAAGCCCCCCGCGGACUACAAGCCACCAGCAACGCGGGUGAGCGACAAGGUGAUGAUCCCGCAGGAUGAGUACCCCGAGAUCAACUUUGUGGGGCUCCUCAUCGGGCCCAGGGGGAACACCCUGAAGAACAUCGAGAAGGAGUGCAACGCCAAGAUCAUGAUCAGGGGCAAGGGCUCGGUGAAGGAGGGCAAGGUGGGCCGCAAGGACGGGCAGAUGCUGCCGGGCGAGGACGAGCCCCUGCACGCCCUCGUCACGGCCAACACCAUGGAGAACGUCAAGAAAGCCGUGGAGCAGAUCAGGAACAUCCUGAAGCAGGGCAUCGAGACCCCCGAGGACCAGAACGAUCUGCGCAAGAUGCAGCUGAGGGAGCUGGCACGGCUCAACGGGACCCUGCGGGAGGAUGACAACCGGAUCCUGAGGCCGUGGCAGAGCACCGAGACUCGCAGCAUCACCAACACCACGGUGUGCACCAAGUGCGGCGGGGCCGGGCACAUCGCCUCCGACUGCAAGUUCGCCAGGCCCGGGGACCCUCAGUCUGCUCAGGACAAGGCUCGGAUGGACAAGGAGUACCUGUCCCUGAUGGCCGAGCUGGGCGAGGCCCCGGUGUCCGUGAGCUCCAACGCCGCCCACAACAACAGCCCCUUGUCCAGCAGCCACCGUGCAGCCAGCCAGGCUGGGGGCCAGCCCCCCCCGGUGAUUUUGCCCCCCACCCAGAGCCGCCCCCCCUGGAUGAGCUCGGCUCCCUCGGAGAACCGCCCCUACCACGGGGGGCUGCACGGGGGGCCGGGGGGGCCCGGGGGUCCCCACAGCUUCCCCCACCCCAUGGCUGGCAUGGGUGGGGGGCACGGGGGGCACCCCCUGCAGCACACCCCAAACGGGCCCCCCCCGUGGAUGCAGCCCCAUCACCCCCCCAUGGGGGGGGGGCCGCACCCCCCGGGGCACCCCGGCCCCCACCACAUGGAUCAGUACCUGGGAAAUGCGCCGGUGGGCUCUGGGGUCUAUCGCCUGCACCAGGGAAAAGGUGAGACCCCUCCCCAAAUUCCCCCUCCCCAAUACAACAUCUCUGUGGAAGAAGCCGAUGAUUGGCUGCGCUACGGGAACCCCUGGGAGAAAGCCCGGCCCGAGUACACGAUCCCCGUUCACUUCUACGGGCGCGUGGAGCACGGGCCUGGCGGCGCCAGGUGGAUGGACACGCAGGUGGUGCUGGCCCUGCCCUAUGACACACCUGUCCCCGGCUACCGCAACAACACCGUGAACACCCUGCGCCUGUGGUCAGCGCGGGCCCCCAACGACUUCAACCUCAAGGACUUCAAUGUCGGGGGUUACGUCCAGGCCGUGCUGGAUCGGAACCUGGCCGAGAACAUCUCCCGUGUGCUGUACCCCAACGAUAACUUUUUCGAGGGCAAGGAGCUGCGGUUGAAGCAGGAAUAUUUCGUGGUGGCGGCCACGCUCCACGACAUCGUCCGGCGCUUCAAAUCCGCCAAAUUCGGCAGCCGAGACCCCGUGCGAACGUCCUUCGACGGCUUCCCGGACAAGGUGAACCCCGAAACUCCUCCCUGGACCCCCCAAAACCCCCGCUCCGAACCCCCCCUGACCCCUCCCGUCGCCCCCCGCCCACCUCAGGUCGCCAUCCAGCUGAACGACACCCACCCCUCGCUGGCCAUCCCCGAGCUGAUGCGGAUCCUGGUGGACGAGGAGCGGCUGGGAUGGGAUCAGGCGUGGGACAUCACGGUGCGCACCUGCGCCUACACGAACCACACGGUGCUGCCCGAGGCGCUGGAGCGCUGGCCCGUUCACCUGCUCGAGUCGCUGCUGCCGCGGCACCUGGAGCUCAUCUACGAGAUCAACCAGCGCUUCCUGGACGCCGCCCCCGGUUACCACAUGGCCAAGAUGAUCAUCCGCCUGGUCACGGCCAUCGGGGACGUGGUGAACCAGGACCCGGCCGUGGGUGACAGACUCAGGGUUCUGUUCCUGGAGAAUUACCGGGUGUCGCUGGCCGAGAAGGUGAUCCCGGCCGCGGACCUGUCGGAGCAGAUCUCCACGGCGGGCACGGAGGCGUCGGGCACGGGCAACAUGAAGUUCAUGCUGAACGGGGCUCUGACCAUCGGCACCAUGGACGGCGCCAACGUGGAGAUGGCGGAGGAGGCGGGCGAGGAGAAUCUCUUCAUCUUCGGCAUGAGGGUGCCCGACGUCGAGGAGCUCGACAGGAAGGGGUACCGCGCUCAGGAGUUUUACGAUCGCCUGCCCGAGCUCCGCCAGGCCGUGGACCAGCUCAGCUCCGGCUUCUUCAGCCCCCGCCAGCCCGACCUGUUCCGCGACAUCGUCAACAUGCUCAUGAACCACGACAGGUCGCGACAGGAGCCCGGCGGAGUCGCGACAGAGGGGGCGGAGAGGGGAGGGGGGUGA